UCUGAGCCAAGACAGGCGCGCCCCCGACACGGAGCGGGCAGCGGCCACGUAGCUGCGCGACACCGGGAACGCGCACAGAGGGGGGUGCUCGGUGUUGUGACGUGAACGGCGGAGGAGGAGGAGGACAGGAAGGAAGCUUCCCGGGAGCCAUGGACCGAGACACCCCGGGAGGGAGGGCAAGCCUUUCAGUGGAUCUAAAGAUGUAGCGUGGCCUUGUGUCCCUAAAAUAUAUUAAAAAAAAAAAGUAAUAAAAAAAAGAAAGCAACAACUCAGUGUCUUAUGAACAUCUUUCUAUAAACUUAACAGUAAUUCUUUGAACAUUCAGAAAUGUUGCGUCCUUCAAACCUACAGCCUGACCCAAUGGGUCAAGCAGCCAACUCCUGCCAAAAAUUGCUGGAUGGUCGCCCUCCUGAUGUUUCUGGAAUGGGACUUGAUGACUCGCUGCGAGUUAGCAUUCCACCUCCGUUUUACCAUGCUACAAGUCAAGAACUUGAUCUUUCAAAUAAGCAAUUCAAAAGAGAAACAAGUGGACCUUAUCCUGUUAUGAUGGACACUAAGCCUGAGCAGCAACCCUUUUAUCUGGACAGUAAACCGCCUAUUGAGGUUCGACCUGUUAAAGGCGAAAGACAAAAUUCUGGAGAAUCGGAGGAUGACGACGACGACGAUGACGACGACGACGAUGAUGAUGACGACGACGAUGAGGAAGAAGAGGAAGAUGAUGUGAAUUACAAAAGAGAGCAAAUAAUUGUAGAGGUGAACCUUAAUAACCAAACCUUAAAUGUCUCCAAAGGAGACAAAGGUGUUGGCAAGGACCCCUCACACAUGAAGACAAGUAGCGAUGAGGAUGGAGGUGACUCUGGAGACGAUGAUCAGGACAGCAAUGAGGAUGAUGAAAAUGAAUCUCGUCCUGUUGGUGAUCAGACCAAUAUGGAAUGUGUAAACCAGGACCAAAAAACUGAGAACUCCAACAUGGUGGGUGGUGACGGAGCCACACUGGCCAACAAUCCCAAUAAUGAACAAGUUACAAGUGGUGAAGCCCCCAAACGGAAGAAGAAGACGCCCAAAGAGCCUAAAUCUCCCACUGACAAGGUUAAGGGUGAGGAGAAAGAGACCCUAACUUGUGACAAAUGUCCACGUGUGUUCAACACGCGAUGGUAUCUGGAAAAGCAUAUGAAUGUUACGCACCGGAGGAUGCAGAUUUGUGAUAAGUGCGGAAAGAAGUUUGUCUUGGAGAGUGAGUUGUCCCUCCAUCUUCAGACAGACUGUGAGAAGAACAUUCAGGGUACCUGUAAUAUGGCCAAAAAGAUGUGCAUUACAUGUAACAAGACUUUUAAGAAGCUCUGGUCCCUCCACGAGCACAUAAAGAUCGUCCAUGGCUACGCUGAAAAGAAAUUCUCCUGUGAGAUCUGCGAGAAGAAAUUCUACACAAUGGCGCACGUCCGCAAACAUCUUGUCGCUCACACGAAGGAUAUGCCAUUCACCUGUGAAACGUGUGGGAAGUCGUUCAAGAGAAGCAUGUCUUUAAAAGUUCACUCUCUGCAACACUCUGGAGAGAAACCGUUCAGAUGUGAGAAUUGUGACGAGCGGUUCCAGUACAAGUACCAGUUACGUUCACACAUGAGCAUCCAUAUUGGACACAAACAGUUCAUGUGCCAGUGGUGUGGUAAAGACUUCAACAUGAAGCAGUAUUUCGAUGAGCACAUGAAGACGCACACUGGAGAGAAACCUUUUAUCUGUGAAAUCUGUGGCAAGAGCUUCACCAGCCGCCCAAAUAUGAAGCGCCACCGCAGGACCCACACGGGAGAAAAGCCUUACCCAUGUGACGUGUGUGGUAUGCGCUUCCGUUUCUCCAACAUGCUUAAGGCUCACAAAGAGAAGUGCUUCAGGGUCACCAGUCCAGUGGGUGUUCCGCCAGCCUUGCAGAUUGCUCUUAACAACCCCUCACAAGUUGUCACCAACCUUCAAACAGUCCAUGUGCCAGCCAGCAGUCCUACGCCACCUCUUAACCUUAAUACCUUGAGUUCCCUGCCUCCUCGACCCAUCCCACAUCCAUUUUCCCACCUCCAUCUGCAUCCGCACUCCCAUCAUCACCUGGCAGUACCGCCCGUUCCACACCUUCCUCCACCCCCGGCUCUCUUUAAAAGUGAGGCGUUGAACCAUCGUGGACAGACCGAUGAUAGUUUCCUACGGCACCUGGCAGAGAAGACCAGCGCUACCCAACAUCAUUAAUGCCAGUGGCAGGCUCCAAGUAGCAGUGGCAGCCUAACCAGGAAUUGGUGCCCCAUUGUAGAGCUGAUUGAACAGAACUUGGCUAGGCUCAAACUACAUACGUGCCCCUUGUUAACCGCUGGAGUGCUGUCACAAGAAACAAAAAUGGAGCACUGCCCUUUUUGGGGGGAAAUGACUAUAGCGUAGAGCAGUGUUGUCCUGGUGGGGUGACUGACUUAUUCUUCACAGUUCAAGCAUUAUUUUAACCUAUAAAUUGUGGUGACUGAAUCUACAGUCUGACCCUACAAGGUGGCACCACAGGGCAUGAGGGGCUUACGGGCACUCGACAUGCCAGGCUUAAACGAGUUAAGAAAUUUAACCUAACCCUGGCCAAGAUGAAUGGCCCAAAUGGAUGAAAUCCAAACUACUCUGGGAAGGAGGAGAAGGAACUUUAGGGUAUUUUCUUUCCCUAUUUGUAUACUGUCUGAAACUGACAAUUUCCUAAAAGCAUUAAAAAUAUAAAUUUUUUUUUUGCUCCCUUCACUCUUCAUGUUACAACCCCGAGAAGGUAUGCCGUCUGAGAAAGGUUAGGCGGCACUCCCAUAUGUAUUAUUUUACUACCAAGAUUAUUUUAGAGGAUUUUUUUGUAUAGGCUGAACCUAGUCUGAUGUAUUUCAACAAAAAAAGUGUACAUUUUAUUUUGUGUAGUUACGCCCAUCCUCCCACUUUUUUAUUUUUUAAUAAUCUUUCAAAAAAAGACAAAUUUCAAAAGCCUCCCCUUUUUUAUUAUAAAUUUUUUUUUUUCUGGCCCAGAAUUGUAAAAGUGGUGUACGUUUAGGAUUUUUUUAACCUUUAAAGGUGCAGUUCACUUUGCUAAGUUUCCUAUAGUUACAUUUUUCUACUUUCUGAAUUUAUACUUUCCCUUUUUCCCUGUGUUCUAGCAGUUUGUCUAAAUUAUACAAAUUUUUUCAAUGUUUUUUUAUGUUCUGGUUGGCACAUUGGUCUCAUGCCCAUAUUACACAUUCAUCGACUGUGCACCUACGAGGGCAAAGUGGUGCUGCACCUUUAAAGUUUAUUCCCUUUUAGUCAAUGUUAAAAAUCAACAAUUUUCUAAUAAAAUCCUUCCUUUCCACUUGUCUUCAAUGACCACUGAGAAAAUGUUUUACGUAACUAAAACUCUAAUGUACCAAGCACUUUAUUGGGAGAAUACGACGUCUCUUGGCUGUUACAUAACAUCUCCCAGAAAAUAUGAAGCUGUAGUUAUACAAGCUAUCUGGGUGGAUUAGAGAGUUUUUCCAUUGGGCUUCAUUUAUUUAAAAAAAAUAAAAAUAAAAUGUUUACCAUAGCAACCAAUCACAGUGCAGCUUUUGUUUUUCUAGUGCAGUUUGAGAUGAAAGCUCAGCUCUGAUUGAUUGUUAUGGGCAUUGUGAUAAGUGAGGCCCAUAAUGCAAAUAAAGUACCAAGGACAUAGCACUAGUGAGAAAAAAAAUAAAUACAUGGGGCCACACAGGCCCCUGGGGGUUCACGCUGUUGUUUUUUCUCAGAGGUGGUAUGAACUGGAUUUUGUGACUUUCUAUUCUAAUAUAUUAGUCAUCAGACAAUAUUGCAGUAUUCAUAAUAAAGGGCUUAAUAGUGGAGAUGGAGCGUAAUUUUCAAUCAUUUGCUCUCACACAAACCUGUUUUAAAUGACAUUAUCAUACAGAAAUGGCUUUACCUGUAACAUUCACUAAAUCACAGUCGUAUACUUAAAGGGGCAUCGCCCUGUGAAACAUUUAUCAACAGGAUAUGCUACAAGUGUCAGAUAGAGGCGGGUCCCACCUCUGGGACCCACAUCUGUUUGGUCACGACUACGGUAACGGCCUGCUCAGCUGUUUCCCUAACUCUUUUUUUAGCUUGUUGGAGUGCUACGGAGACAGCGUAGCACAGCCCGCUUGGUUAUUUCCAUAGUCCUGACCACCUCAGGUCACCACAUCCAGGAUGAAUGGGGAAAGGGGGUGUAUUGAUCCAG
Bufo bufo (common toad) is the source of this 4216-nucleotide messenger RNA. RefSeq names its product zinc finger protein 652 (gene ZNF652). The transcript has 7 exons. Gene Ontology annotation, molecular function: DNA-binding transcription activator activity, RNA polymerase II-specific; RNA polymerase II cis-regulatory region sequence-specific DNA binding. Lineage: Eukaryota; Metazoa; Chordata; Amphibia; Anura; Bufonidae. Gene Ontology annotation, biological process: regulation of transcription by RNA polymerase II. Bases 328 to 2229 code for a protein of 633 amino acids. Gene Ontology annotation, cellular component: nucleus. The record is from RefSeq and is a predicted model, not a curated record.